AUGGCGGACAAGCCAAGCCGAGCUGUGGUUUUGUACGGAGAUGGGUUGGUCCGUUUCGUCGACUCAUCACACAUCCAUCUCCACUCUCUCGCGUCUAAAGCUUCCUGUGGCUUCUUGAGCCUCCCCAUUGCCCCUCCCUCAGAAAGCGAGGAUGAGAGAAUAGUCAGAGAGUUUGCAUUACUGCUGGAUGCAUAUGAAGCUUACCAUGAUACAGUGAGAUCCACAUCUUUGGUUACCAUAUCAGAAAGGUUCAUGGGGAUGAAAGCUGCGAUAUUUACAAACAAUGCAAGUUUGAAAUCUUUUGGUACCAAACUUGGUUUCAGCGUGUUCCAAAUCGAUGCUCUUUAUAAAAACAGUCCAGCCGGUGCUGAACCGCCAGUUGAUUUUGGGGCAUCUGAGUUACUUAAGUUGCUUGGGUUUCAAGUAGGGAAGACAGUGGAGACGAGCCAGUAUGAUUUAGUUUUUGUGCAUGUUGGGGCUGGUGAGGUGAAUGUUGAAAAAGACAAGGCUACUGAUGAUGUGGGAUAUCUCAAUGCUUUGGUUGGUGCUAUAACGCAAAUAGCCCAACCUGGAUCUGAAAUCGGUGCCCGUUUGCACUUGUCUGUUGUGACGAGCUAUGGGAAGGUCUCAGAAAAGGAUGAUCCCAACUUGUCAGUCUCAUUUAGAAAAGAUGAUGAAAAUUCUUAUCUUUCAAAGCUCGUUCCUCGUCAAAGUUACACCAUGAAAGGAUCUCAACCACGAAAGGAUGUCAGGCACCAUUGCCCAAUGUUAAUUGCUCAGUGGCAAUAUGCAGUAACUCGCAAGGAUAUGGCUGAGACAUUCUCAUUUAAGGAUUUCAAAGAGUGCGGUGGAAAUCUUGUGAUACCAGCGGAUAGGUUUCUGCACGAAGUGGCCUUCAAGCUUUGGAAGGCCCCGAAAUAUGGAGCUUGA
Prunus armeniaca (apricot) is the source of this 930-nucleotide messenger RNA. NCBI's taxonomy places the organism in Eukaryota, Viridiplantae, Streptophyta, Magnoliopsida, Rosales, Rosaceae. The record is from the annotation of a GenBank genome assembly.